This is a messenger RNA of Procambarus clarkii (red swamp crayfish), 1923 nucleotides long. RefSeq lists its product as uncharacterized. The record is from RefSeq and is a predicted model, not a curated record. NCBI's taxonomy places the organism in Eukaryota, Metazoa, Arthropoda, Malacostraca, Decapoda, Cambaridae.
AUGUCCUACCGCACGCUGGCCUGCACCUCCCGGCCUUCUCCAGCCUGCCCCGGCCUGCCUCCCUACCGCCCGCUGGCCUGCACCUCCCGCCCUCCUCCAGCCUGCCCCGGCCUGAUGUCCUACCGCCCGCUGGCCUGCCCCUCCCGCCCUCCUCCAGCCUGCCCCGGCCUGCCUCCCUACCGCCCGCUGGCCUGCACCUCCCGCCCUCCUCCAGCCUGCCCCGGCCUGCCUCCCUACCGCCCGCUGGCCUGCACCUCCCGCCCUCCUCCAGCCUGCCCCUGCCUGCCGCCCGCUGGCCUGCACCUCCCGCCCUCCUCCAGCCUGCCCCGGCCUGCCUCCCUACCGCCCGCUGGCCUGCACCUCCCGCCCUCCUCCAGCCUGCCCCUGCCUGCCGCCCGCUGGUCUGCACCUCCCGCCCUCCUCCAGCCUGCCCCGGCCUGCCUCCCUACCGCCCGCUGGCCUGCACCUCCCGCCCUCCUCCAGCCUGCCCCUGCCUGCCGCCCGCUGGCCUGCACCUCCCGCCCUCCUCCAGCCUGCCCCGGCCUGCCUCCCUACCGCAAGCUGGCCUGCACCUCCCGCCCUCCUCCAGCCUGCCCGGCCUGCCUCCCUACCGCCCGCUGGCCUGCACCUCCCGCCCUCCUCCAGCCUGCCCCGGCCUGCACCUCCCGCCCUCCUCCAGCCUGCCCCGGCCUGCCUCCCUACCGCCCGCUGGCCUGCACCUCCCGCCCUCCUCCAGCCUGCCCCGGCCUGCCGCCCUACCGCCCGCUGGCCUGCAUCUCCCGCCCUCCUCCAGCCUGCCCCGGCCUGCCGCCCUACCGCCCGCUGGCCUGCACCUCCCGCCCUCCUCCAGCCUGCCCCGGCCUGCCUCCCUACCGCCCGCUGGCCUGCACCUCCCGCCCUCCACCAGCCUGCCCCGGCCUGCCGCCCUACCGCCCGCUGGCCUGCACCUCCCGCCCUCCUCCAGCCUGCCCCGGCCUGCCUCCCUACCGCCCGCUGGCCUGCACCUCCCGCCCUCCUCCAGCCUGCCCCGGCCUGCCGCCCUACCGCCCGCUGGCCUGCACCUCCCGCCCUCCUCCAGCCUGCCCCGGCCUGCCUCCCUACCGCCCGCUGGCCUGCACCUCCCGCCCUCCUCCAGCCUGCCCCGGCCUGCCUCCCUACCGCCCGCUGGCCUGCACCUCCCGCCCUCCUCCAGCCUGCCCCGGCCUGCCGCCCUACCGCCCGCUGGCCUGCACCUCCAGCCUGCCCCGGCCUGCCUCCCUACCGCCCGCUGGCCUGCACCUCCCGCCCUCCUCCAGCCUGCCUCCCUACCGCCCGCUGGCCUGCACCUCCCGCCCUCUUCCAGCCUGCCCCGGCCUGCCGCCCGCUGGCCUGCACCUCCCGCCCUCUUCCAGCCUGCCCUGGCCUGCCGCCCACUGGCCUGCACCUCCCGCCCUCUUCCAGCCUGCCCCGGCCUGCCGCCCGCUGGCCUGCACCUCCCGCCCUCUUCCAGCCUGCCCCGGCCUGCCGCCCGCUGGCCUGCACCUCCCGCCCUCUUCCAGCCUGCCCCGGCUUGCCGCCCGCUGGCCUGCACCUCCCGCCCUCUUCCAGCCUGCCCCGGCCUGCCGCCCGCUGGCCUGCACCUCCCGCCCUCUUCCAGCCUGCCCCGGCCUGCCGCCCGCUGGCCUGCACCUCCCGCCCUCUUCCAGCCUGCCCCAGCCUGCCGCCCGCUGGCCUGCACCUCCCGCCCUCUUCCAGCCUGCCCCGGCCUGCCGCCCUGCCGCCCGCUGGCCUGCACCUCCCGCCCUCUUCCAGCCUGCCCCGGCCUGCCCCGGCCUGCCGCCCUGCCGCCCGCUGGCCUGCACCUCCCGCCCUCUUCCAGCCUGCCCCGGCCUGCCGCCCGCUGGCCUGCACUUAUUUCACCACGUCUCCACUAACCACCACUAA